CCCUUUUCAGCGUUCAGACAAACACUGAGUAUUUCACAGAGAGUUUGUGAGGAGACAAGACGUGAAGCAGCACAAUCUGCUCUAGGGGUCAAGGAGAGAGGUCAGCUGGCCCCCUGCUGAACUCUAAGGAUGUUCCACCACCUCUUGAGCCUCUCCGUCUUUGCCUUGGAGACUUUCUGCCAUUUCUCUGAUGCCUUCAGCCUAAAUGGCACGUGGGAGAUGUGGAAGGCUGAGCACAGCAAAGUCUACCCCAACCAGAAUGAGGAGUCCUAUAGGAAGUUAAUUUGGGAGAAGACAGUUCAACAAGUGAUGAGACACAAUAUGGAGGCCUCCCAAGGCCUGCAUUCCUUCAUGUUAGGACUGAACCACUUUGCUGAUCUGACAACAGAUGAACUCAAUGAGAUGCUGAGCUGUUUGAAGUCCGAGGAUUCCUCCGCCCGCCACAACGCAACUUUCACUCCGGUAAUGGAGGGGCCUCUUCCUGAGAAAGUGAACUGGGUUGAGAAGGGUCUAGUCAGCGAGGUGCAGAAUCAGGGCCCCUGUGGUUCAUGCUGGGCGUUCAGUUCCGCAGGCGCUUUGGAGGCCCAGAUGAAGCGUCGGACGGGGAAACUAACUCCACUUAGCCAACAGAACCUCGUAGACUGCAGCGUCGCCGUCGGCAACCACGGAUGCAAGGGGGGCUACCUGAGCAAGUCCUUCAUAUACGUCAUCCGCAACAAGGGCAUCGACUCUGCAAGUUACUACCCCUACGAGCAGAGGGAUGGCAAAUGUCGCUACUCCAUCAGAGGCAGGGCAGGGUACUGUAUAGAUUUCCGGAUUCUUCCAUCAAGGAGUGAGAACGCCCUGCAGCACACAGUUGCCAAUAUUGGCCCAGUGUCAGUAGGAAUCAAUGCUAUGCUACCAUCCCUCCACCACUACAAAGGAGGUAUAUACAGUGAUCCACAAUGCAACCCAAAGCUGACCAAUCAUGCUGUUCUGGUUGUGGGCUAUGGCACUGAAAAUGGACAAGAGUACUGGCUCGUUAAGAACAGCUGGGGACCAGCCUGGGGUGAAAGCGGAUAUGUACGCAUGGCCCGCAAUAGAAACCAAUGUGGCAUCUCCAACUUUGCCAUUUUCCCAACAGUCUAAUAGUUCACUUUGGCCCUACAAGUCUUCCUUGUGUAUAGACUCCAUUAUGUUUUAAGAAACAUUUUCAGUUUUUGUUUUUAAUAGCCUACAUCUGUCAUUGAUUAAUUUAUUUGUGUUUUUAUUCUACACUUAACUCUCAGUAAACCAUAUAUGGCCUACCA
Messenger RNA from Sardina pilchardus (European sardine), 1289 nucleotides. It is a transcript of the gene ctss1, whose product is annotated as cathepsin S, ortholog 1. Bases 130 to 1128 code for a protein of 332 amino acids. Gene Ontology annotation, cellular component: lysosome. The record is from RefSeq and is a predicted model, not a curated record. NCBI's taxonomy places the organism in Eukaryota, Metazoa, Chordata, Actinopteri, Clupeiformes, Clupeidae. The transcript is spliced from 8 exons. Gene Ontology annotation, molecular function: cysteine-type endopeptidase activity; cysteine-type endopeptidase activator activity involved in apoptotic process. Gene Ontology annotation, biological process: immune response; positive regulation of apoptotic signaling pathway; positive regulation of peptidase activity.